AUGUCGCUGUGGUCGUCGAUGCCGAACAAUGGGCUUACCUUCCCCAUUCGCGGCAAGGUCAAUCUGCUCGACGAGCUUGGGGUCACGGUAGCGGAAGGAAAAGACGUUGCAGCGCGACCGGCCUUUCUCCACCCGGCACAUGAUGUGGCCGUACUGAAGUUUGACACCACAUCGGUCGAUAAGGAGCUCCUACGCCCUCACGCCCGGUACCGAGGGACGACCAUAGACCCUCCCUCACGCAACCAGAAGAAUGGGAUCCUGCUCAACGAGGCAGGCCAGAUCCUCGGACCCGUAGAUUCUAUCCGGGAGAUUACUACCUGCCGAUCGACGGGCUGCGGGCAGCACUCGAGCCGAUUCGCAACGGCCAAGAAGCGGAUAUGCGGUUUCGGGACUUUAAUGUGGAUCCAUGCGAGGUAUUUAGAGCCUUUCCGGCUUAGACUUUUCGGAGAGAACUGGGAGAUACGGUUGAAUCGCGCCGGUAAGGAGGUUCUACUCGAGGCGGACCUACUCCCUUUUAAGCAGCCCCUGCCUGGUAAAGAGAAGCGCCCGCUCUAUCUCGGCGACAUUAUCCUCGAGGUCAACGGCGAGCUGGUGACCGAGCCUACCGCGCUGGGCUGGCAGUACGAGCAGGCCUCGCGCCACAUGCUCGUCUUGCGAGAUUGGCCGAACGCGAGAUCAAGGUCCCCCUGCUUCCCGCCGCGAGCAUGA
Fonsecaea nubica is the source of this 708-nucleotide messenger RNA. RefSeq lists its product as hypothetical. Lineage: Eukaryota; Fungi; Ascomycota; Eurotiomycetes; Chaetothyriales; Herpotrichiellaceae. The record is from RefSeq and is a predicted model, not a curated record. Bases 1 to 708 code for a protein of 235 amino acids. The transcript has 3 exons.